Cinara cedri is the source of this 249-nucleotide messenger RNA. The record is from the annotation of a GenBank genome assembly. NCBI's taxonomy places the organism in Eukaryota, Metazoa, Arthropoda, Insecta, Hemiptera, Aphididae.
AUGUUUGAUGAUAUUCCUUUAGCUCCAAGAGAAAAUAUUAUUUUUCAACAUGAUGGUGCUCCAGCACACAAUGCUCACAUAGUUCGCGACUAUUUAAACGGACAAUUUCCAAACCGAUGGCUUGGAACUUACGGACCCAUUGAAUGGCCACCACGAUCACCUGAUAUUCUCUUAAAAGAGAAGAAGGGGUCACUUAAAAACAAUAGUGUAUGGCAACGCUCCUAUAAAUCUUCAAGAUUUAAAAGAUAA